Messenger RNA from Ostertagia ostertagi, 399 nucleotides. The record is from the annotation of a GenBank genome assembly. Lineage: Eukaryota; Metazoa; Nematoda; Chromadorea; Rhabditida; Trichostrongylidae.
AUGGAGAACUACUACGAUCCUGAACUGUGCGGCUACCGCACGCCAUCGCCCACCGACUGGACUCCGGAAGGAAGUCCAACCUUGGACGGUGUUUUCAGCGAUGAUGAAGAAAAGGUGGUGGAGAAAAAGUGCUCGUUCUGUAUCGAGGAACGGGCUUGGACAGAGAGCACACGACAGUUGAGGGAAACCAAGCAGGAGGUAUGCCUGCAGGCCGCCGAUGAGCAGGUGGCCCUGCGAGCUCGAUUUGAAGAGAAGUUCAAGGAAAAAUUUGAGAUGAUGAAGUAUUGGUCCGAUAAGACUCAGAGAGCGAUUCAGGAGGUUUUUUGCCUACGUGAGCAGAUGUCCCGCCUAAGAAUGGGCAUCUAUGGGAGGUGUCUGCCCCCGGGCGGAGGGGGUUAG